AUGAGGGAAAACCCUAGCCCUAAUUACUCUUAUAUGAGUUCUCAGAGUCCUCAGAACCAGGCUCAGUCCCAGCGGUUCCCUCAAUUGGUAAGGCAGUUACCUACCCAAAACCAAUCUGAAGGUAUUUCCCCUGGAUUCCAAACCCCUGAAAUCAAAAGUCAACAAUCUUUCGAUCAUAUUCCCAACUUGAAGCGCGAGUAUGGAUCUCAAUCCUCCAAUUUCUCCACUAUUCCCGAGCCUAGCGAGUUCAAGAACCAAUUCAACGACAGGCCUGUGAAGAUCAAUUCUGAGCACGUAGACUCAAUUCUCGAUCAGAAUUUUUCUAUUUUAACCACUAUUAAUGAUUCUGAUUCACUCGACGAUUCUGAAGUCAUGUCGUUAGUUCUCAACUAUUCUUACUUUUUAGUGAAUAUUACAAGACUACAUCAAAAUUUAAUUUUUCUGGCACGAAUUUCUGAUCAACAAAACUAA
Messenger RNA from Theileria annulata, 471 nucleotides. RefSeq lists its product as uncharacterized. The transcript has 2 exons. NCBI's taxonomy places the organism in Eukaryota, Apicomplexa, Aconoidasida, Piroplasmida, Theileriidae. Bases 1 to 471 code for a protein of 156 amino acids. The record is from RefSeq and is a predicted model, not a curated record.